Molecule: messenger RNA, 4556 nt
Organism: Egretta garzetta (little egret)
Lineage: Eukaryota; Metazoa; Chordata; Aves; Pelecaniformes; Ardeidae
Gene: TRPC4AP
Product: transient receptor potential cation channel subfamily C member 4 associated protein
Exons: 19
Coding region: 2266-4314 (682 amino acids)
Biological process (GO): ubiquitin-dependent protein catabolic process
Cellular component (GO): Cul4A-RING E3 ubiquitin ligase complex
Molecular function (GO): phosphatase binding
Source: RefSeq, a predicted model, not a curated record
AGUCACCUGCCUGGUGAACAGCAUUCCCUAAACUGCUGGUGUAAAACUGGCAUCAUCCAGGUGGCUUUGGGCCGUGAUGUAGUUUGGGAGGUCUGUGCCUGGGCUUGAGCUAGUGUGUGCCGCCCUCUUCCAGAGGCAUGCCUGGAACACAGCUGGUGCUGGAGAGCUGCAGCGUGCUGUCCCCCGCGGUUCUUGCUUUGUGAUUCAAAACUUGGAUGUGUUAUGGCAAACUUCAGAGAAAUGACUCUGUGGUGUCUUGGUGUUUGUACUGGUUUGGUUCACUGUACCUGGGUGGUAGGGAAGUUAUGACGAUGGUAGUUUGUUUUCCCAGUAGUUGGUAGUUACACUGUCAUCCUCUAAUGCCAGUAAAGCGUGACGGUUCAUAACCCCUGCAGCCAUCAGUUAGCUGGGCCCUUUCUUUUAAUUUACGCCAUUUGCAGCUGGGCCUCUGCAGCCACCCCUCCUCACUAGAUAGUAUCUCACUUCUCAGGCUUUGUAUGCGAGAUUUCAGAGAUAUUUUUUUUUCCAGAGCUAUUCAGUGAACGAAGAAAAUUUCUGAGAAAUCAGUGUUGGAUUGAGCUUACCCUGCUUGGAUAAGACCAAAAAAAUUCUGGAGAGAGAAAGGGGCCCCAGAAGACCCAGUGCUAAUUUUGAUGACUAUUCAGUAACGUCUGCCCAAAAAGAGCAAGAAGGACUUUGCUUAUAAAUGAAAACCAUUGGCGAGCAGCAAUUACAGAAGUCAUGAGAUGCAGUAUUUAACCAAAACGGUUGUGAAGAAAGACAGCUCCAUACAAUCCAAUUGGAUUUUAAUUCCUCCACAGAAUCCAAAAUCUUUGCGUUGGCAAAUACCACCCUGCCACAAUGGAAAUACUCAGAGCCAGGGUAGCCUCAUAAAUACAGAACAGGGACCACAAGUUAGAGCUUGCAAUGAAACCAAAGAUAUGUAUUAAAACAAGAGAAAGAAAAGCUUUUUUUCUGAAAGCAGUUAAAAGAAGAUGAGAACAAGGAAACAUUUACUUCAUUCUUUCAGAAUUUCAGUUCUAAAAGGUUUCUGUAGGUCAGCACAAGCGACUGCCUCUCAGAGUCUGGGCCAGGGAGAGGAAGACCUACUAGUACAGAAAUGGGAAUGAAGGUGGAUCCUGCCCCAAACCGAGAAGCGUACAGGUGGUUAACAAAUGCGGUGCUAAGCCCAGGACAAGGGUUUAACAUCAAUUAAGGGCUUUUGGCCUUUCUGAGAGCACUUGGAUGCUGAAUUCUGCGCUGUGCUGCUGGAACCUGAGGUUGCAGCCCAUGCACGUCAUCAUUGCCUGUGGUAUCUUCCACAUCAGCUGGAGUCAUAGAGUUGGAUCCUUUCCCUGGCGUUUUGCUGUGCAUUCUUUGCACUUUACCCAGCAAUUAAUUCUGUUCUCCUGCUGCUCGCAGGGCUGUGUGCUCCUCCCACACCUGAGAUGGGGUAGUGGUAGAGCUCCUCUUGCUCUCUCUGUGCUGGGUAUUACAAGGAGAAAGGGAAAUUUGUGACUUCAGAGGAGCUGACCUGUUACAGUCCACACCAUGAGAAGUCAAAAUGGCUUUCUAGUUUCAUCCUGCCAUUUGUUGUGAGAAUGGCCUCCUCGGACGGAACUCUCUGUCACUCUCCAGCAGCGCUGGUUGAUUGCUCUUCUUCAGAAGACAGAAAGCAGAGAAAAGUUAAAAACUGGGGAGGGUUUUAUGUCCCAAGUUUGCCCAUGCUGCUUCAAUCACUCCUUGCAGCAGGAAAACCUGAUGCUUCAAGACCCUUGAAAUUCUUAGUUAUGUUCAAAUUUGGGUAUUGUAUCAGGAAAAGAACCCUAACUUGCAGGAUGGGUGAGGACCCCAUAGGACGACUAGUGUAGUUUUUAACAGUGAAGGGCACCUGUCUCCUCCUUCAGUGACCUGUCAAUCAGAGUUCUAUUAAUGGAAUUCUUCAGAAACUAAUGUGUUCCCAUUUAAAAAUACUUGAUCAAUAUAAAAAUACGGAAUGAGAUUAAGUACUCUAAGUGACAACAUCUGCUUUAAGCAUUGUCCUGCUUAAGAUACUUUGACCAUCUGUAAAAUUCUGCAGCUACCAGUCCUGGAUAAAUUGCUGCAUGGAAGGAGAUCACAGAGGCCUUGCUAAAGGAAAGAGAUAAACAAGCAAAAUGGAACGGGAUUCCCUUACUGUUGCAAAAGCUGUAUGAACAUAGCCACCCAAACAGUGAUUUCUCCCAGUGCCAAAGCAUCUUAAAGGAAAUUUCUCCACUUCUUUCAAUGGAAGCCAUGGCAUUUGUUACAGAAGACAGAAAAGCUGCUCAAGAGUCCACUUUCCCAAACACAUACACAUUUGACUUAUUUGGAGGAGUUGAUCUUUUAGUAGAAAUUCUCAUGAGACCAACACUUAUUACGCAGAAAAAGAAACAGAAAAUAAGCGAUGACCUCAUCAAGGACUGUUUAAGCAUAUUGUACAACACGUGUAUAUGUACGGAAGGAGUCACAAGGCGAUUGGCAGAAAGAAAUGACUUUGUGUUGUUCCUGUUUACACUGAUGACAAACAAAAAGACAUUCCUACAAACUGCAACGCUCAUUGAAGAUAUCCUGGGAGUUAAAAAGGAAAUGAUACAACUGGAUGAUAUUCCCAAUCUUGCAAGCCUUGUGUCCAGUUUUGAUCAGCAGCAGCUUGCGAACUUCUGCAGGAUCCUUGCUGUCACGAUUUCUGAACUUGACACGGGAAGUGAUGACAAGCACACGCUUCUUGCCAAAAAUGCCCAGCAGAAAAAAAACUUGGGUCCUUCUCGAGCUGAAAUUAAUCAAGCUACGCUUUUGAAUAUUCCAGGCUUCAUUGAGCGAUUGUGCAAACUGGCAACGCGGAAGGUGUCUGAAACAACAGGUACUUCCAGCUUCCUCCAGGAGCUGGAAGAAUGGUACACCUGGCUGGACAACGCGCUAGUCCUUGAUGCACUGAUGAGAGUGGCAAACGAAGAGGCAGAGCAGAGCAGUACAGAGUCUUCGGAUGAAAGUGGAUUGGCCAACACCUCAACACGAACACAGCUUCCACAGUCCAUGAAGAUCAUGCAUGAGAUUAUGUAUAAGCUGGAGGUGUUGUAUGUUCUCUGCGUGCUGCUCAUGGGGCGACAAAGGAAUCAGGUUCAUAAAAUGAUAGCAGAGUUCAGACUGAUUCCUGGCCUCAAUAACUUGUUUGACAAACUGAUCUGGAGAAAGCAUUCGGCAUCGGCCCUUGUUCUGCAUGGACACAAUCAAAAUUGUGAUUGUAGCCCAGACAUUACUUUAAAGAUACAGUUCUUGAGGCUUCUUCAGAGCUUUAGUGAUCACCAUGAGAACAAGUAUCUCCUUUUAAACAGCCAAGAACUUAAUGAGCUGAGUGCAAUCUCCCAUAAAGCCAACAUCCCUGAAGUUGAUGCAGUUGUCAACACAGACAGGAGUCUUGUCUGUGAUGGGAAGAGAGGCUUGUUGACCAGGCUGCUUCAGGUCAUGAAGAAGGAACCAGCCGAAUCCUCCUUCAGGUUUUGGCAAGCAAGGGCAGUUGAAAGUUUUCUGCGAGGCACCACCUCCUAUGCAGACCAGAUGUUCCUGCUAAAGAGAGGACUCCUGGAGCAUAUUCUCUACUGCAUUGUUGAUAGUGAGUGCAAAUCACGGGAUGUGCUUCAGAGUUACUUUGACCUUCUGGGAGAACUGAUGAAAUUCAAUAUUGAUGCAUUCAAGAGGUUCAACAAGUACAUCAACACAGAUGAGAAGUUCCAGAUAUUUUUAAAUCAGAUCAACAGUUCAUUGGUGGACUCAAACAUGCUUGUUCGCUGCAUUACGCUGUCCCUGGACCGAUUUGAGAAUCAGUCUGAUGCUAAAGUUGCAGAAGUCCUGUCAGAGUGCCGCCUGUUAUCAUACAUGUCCCAGAUGUCCAUGAGAAUGUCCUUUCUUUUCCGUCUCAUUAAUAUUAUUCAUGUACAGACACUUACACAGGAAAAUGUCAGUUGUUUGAACACAAGUUUAGUGAUCCUAAUGCUGGCCCGAAGGAAAGAAAAGCUACCUUUUUAUCUGCGCACUUUGCAACAGAUGGAAUAUACAGAAAAGUACCCUGGCUUCAUCCUGAACAACUUCCACAGUCUCCUGCGAUUCUGGCAACAGCAUUACCUCAACAAGGAUAAAGACAGCACCUGCUUAGAAAAUAGCUCAUGUAUUAGUUUUACCUACUGGAAAGAGACUGUAUCUAUACUGCUCAGUCCAGACCGGACAUCCCCCUGUGCCAUAGUUAGCUACAUCGACGAGGCGUAUAUGGACAUUGACAGAGACUUUUCUGAGGAGUAAUUCUUCACUCUGGCUUCAGAUGGACAGCGUGUGGAGGGUACCUCGCAGCCCGUGGAUUUUCAGGGAUACGCUGUGUAGUGUGUGUGUGCGUGUGCGGCUUGGAACCGUGGAGCGUUACUGCAUUGUCAAAACCCCAGCCCCCUCCUGGUCCCCGUUUCUGAUCUCUGACGGAUGAGACUCCGAAAGCUCUCUGGGCAACACAUUCAGGGAUGUAUCUUCCAGUUGUUCUGGGAUAAAAAUAA